GAUUUUGCAUUUCAGGGGAGGAGAACUGUUUGUAAACAAAACAGUUUUCCUCUCUCUCAGCUCCUGCAUACUGCUUUGCAUGGCUGUUCACAGCACAGCCAUACAAAGCAGUGUGCUCACAGUGAAGCAAAAACACAUGGCCCCAUAGUAAAAACACUCCCAGCACAGUUAACCCUUUGAUCACCCCUCAUGUUAACCCCUUCCUGCCCAGUGCCAUUAGUACAAAAGUCAGUGGGGGUUUUUAUAGCACUAAUCACUAUUGUUGUCACUGGAGAUGUCAGUGACACCAAGUCAGUUCCCCUCAGUGUCAGAAUGCCCACUGUAGUCUCGCUAUAA
This is a messenger RNA of Staurois parvus, 336 nucleotides long. The record is from the annotation of a GenBank genome assembly. Lineage: Eukaryota; Metazoa; Chordata; Amphibia; Anura; Ranidae.